Pogoniulus pusillus (Red-fronted tinkerbird) is the source of this 1601-nucleotide messenger RNA. RefSeq names its product serine/arginine-rich splicing factor 5. Lineage: Eukaryota; Metazoa; Chordata; Aves; Piciformes; Lybiidae. Gene Ontology annotation, cellular component: cytoplasm; nucleus. The transcript has 8 exons. The coding region runs from base 169 to 963 and encodes 264 amino acids. Gene Ontology annotation, molecular function: mRNA binding. The record is from RefSeq and is a predicted model, not a curated record.
CAUUUCGUAACGCGGCGCUGGAGCUGCGCAGCAGUCUGGAGCCGGUCACCGCCGAGAGAGGAGGGCGAGGAGAGAGCUGCUAGCUAGCUGAGUGCUGACUGUCCCGCACGCCCGCCUGGCUGAGCCCGCACCGAGACCCGCACCCCAGGUAGCUCCGCAACCACAGCCAUGAGCGGCUGCCGCGUCUUCAUCGGCAGGCUGAACCCGGCAGCCAGGGAGAAGGACGUGGAGAGGUUCUUCAAGGGGUACGGCCGUAUCCGGGACAUCGACCUGAAGAGAGGGUUUGGAUUCGUGGAAUUUGAGGAUCCAAGGGAUGCAGAUGAUGCUGUCUAUGAGCUGGAUGGAAAGGAGCUUUGCAGUGAGAGGGUUACAAUUGAGCAUGCAAGAGCACGCUCUAGGGGUAGAGGCAGAGGGAGGUACUCUGACCGUUUUAGUAGCCGUCGUCCACGGAGUGAUAGGAGAAAUGCCCCACCUGUAAGAACAGAAAAUCGUCUCAUAGUAGAAAAUUUGUCUUCUCGAGUCAGCUGGCAGGAUCUCAAAGACUUCAUGAGACAAGCUGGGGAAGUAACCUUUGCAGAUGCACACAGACCUAAGUUAAAUGAAGGGGUGGUUGAAUUUGCCUCUUAUGGUGAUUUAAAGAAUGCUAUUGAAAAGCUUUCUGGUAAAGAAAUUAAUGGAAGGAAAAUCAAACUAAUCGAAGGCAGCAAAAGAUACAGGUCCAGAAGCAGGUCACGGUCUCGUAGCAGAAGCUCAUCCAGGUCUCGUAGCCGCUCCCGUUCCCGCAGCCGCAAGUCUUACAGCAGGUCAAGGAGCAGGAGCCGGAGCAAGUCUCGAUCAGUUAGCAGAUCUCCAGUGCCAGAGAAGAGCCAGAAACGUGGCUCCUCCAGCAGAUCUAAGUCCCCAUCGUCUGUGGAUCGGCAAAGAUCUAGAUCGAGGUCCAGAUCUGUUGACAGUGGCAAUUGAACUAUAAAUAACUCGCCCUCGGGGGGGCCUUUUUUAAACCAUACUUGCUAAAACUGUGGUAAGUAUGUGACUUUCUGUGGGGAGGGGUUUGGAUGGGGAGGUGGGGGGGGGAUGAGGAAAAGAUCUUUGUAGAUGUGGACCAUGGUGGGAAGGGUUAUUGAUUAAUUGUAUUAAAUGUUUUUGAUAACCCUUUUCUUGCUCACAUUUUUUUGUGACUGUCUGAAGUGUAUAGUUUGUGUAUAUUGGCAGAGCUCUUUAUAACUAAAGCAAACAAACGUUUUGUACUUAAAAGUCAUCUGAACACUUGAUUCCCAGCAUACUCAACCGUGAGUAGCAACUGGGGACAUUAGUAUCUCAUACUAAUAGCUUUAGGCAUUUAAGAGCUCUACAUGUGCUGUACAUAAGGCUUUAUUUCAGAGGGUAUUUUUUUGUGCUUUAGAACCAUUGUUUCACUUAGAGGUCAGCAGAUUACCUGCUGGUCGGUACUGGUAAUAAAUCUAUUUUUAAAGCUUUUCAUUUAAUAUGACUUGCACUACACUGAAGAUGCCCAUUUCACUGCCCUGUGGUAUUAAUACUCUAUAGAGCACGCUAAUUCUUGAUACUGAAUUAAAUAACUGAUAAAGUAUAAAGAAACCAUG